AUGCAGUUGGUGAUCCAUCAUCUAACAAUCAGCCUGUUUUCAUUUGAGCCUAGUUCUCGUGACCUCUAUUCCUACAGAGGGGGUGUCAACGGGGCCUCCGUAGGAAACUACCGUUAUCAGUCUUCUACUAAUAUCCCCGGUGUCCAUAGCUACUUUAACGACGCAUUCUCGAGCCCAGGUCAGGGGGCAGGAUAUGGCAGCUCAGUCUCCCAGUGGAAAGUUCCUCCUAUAUUUCCACAGCCACCUCAUAAUCAACCAGCUGUAUGGGCUGGCUACUUCGGCCUAUUACUUGACUAUCUUUCCAGAGGGGAAAAGUACACAGAACAUCUUAUUAGUCUCCGGCUGUUGGAUAUGCUCUUACACUUUCUGAUAAACGGUGGCCCUAAUCAAUUGCCCCUACCGUCCACCGUUGUCGGGCUUUCCGGAUCCGCAUCCUCCAGCUCUACGUUUGGCGGGACCGGUUUCUUUUCAUUCAGCUUGCCCAGCUCCCUCCGAACCUGCGAUCCUACUAGUAUCAAUCAAGCGACCUCAAAUCCCUUACUCCUUGCUAUUUCUGGCCUCACUUCGACUCAAUUUCAACUAGUUACACAACUUGCGGCCCUCGGCGGUAGCGAGGAUAAACGGGCUACUGAUGGUGCUUGGCCUGUCGGCAUGGCGGUACCCGAUGAUAUAGAGGAGAUUGUUGAGGAGGAGGAGGAGGAGGGAGCG
Protopolystoma xenopodis is the source of this 708-nucleotide messenger RNA. Lineage: Eukaryota; Metazoa; Platyhelminthes; Monogenea; Polystomatidea; Polystomatidae. The record is from the annotation of a GenBank genome assembly.